CCAUGUGUCGAUCACAACCUGGCUCCACCUCCCCCAGCCCCCCUCCCCCGGGUCUGUCCUUCAUCGCGAAGCAGCGAGACCUCGUCUGACGCCCCACGCGUCACUUCCGCCAGCUCUGGGACUCAGACGGCGGGCCCGCCCACCCCACUCGUCACUUCCUUUCCCCAUGCCCAUCACUUCCGCCCCUCAGAGCGCACCAUUGCUGGCGGCGUGCGGAUGGCGGCGGCGGCGGCGGCCCUGAAGGCGCUGGGAGCCGAGGUGUCGGCUGUCACCGCUCACACGCGCAACGUUCUCCGGGGAAUGGCGGACACCCCCAGCUCCCAGGGCCUCACCUUCCUGCAGGUGAAGAACCAGCUGCUGGCUGCGUACCUCUCCGACCUCGCCUACGUCAUCCUACACAAGGUGACGGGGCACAGCCUCCGCGGGGAGCCCGCCCUCCUGCGAUUGGUGGAACACCGGACGGUUCUGGAGAAGAUGAGGCCCAUCGAGCAGAAGCUGAGAUACCAGAUCGAUAAGCUGGUGAAGACUGCCCUCACUGGGACCCUGGGCGCAGGAAACCCCUUGAACUUCAAGCCCAACCCAGGCAACCUGAUCAGUAGGCUCGAUGACGAGGAGGAGAGGGAUGUGGAGGACGAGGAAGGGGACGAGGAGGAAGAGGCAGAGACGCCCCAGAAGAAGGAAAGUGUCCGAUCAUCUAAGAAGGUCUACGUACCCCCUCGACUGGUUCCGAUGGUCUACGACGGGGACGAGACGGCAGCGGAGCGCGAGAACCGUCAGCGGGAGCGAGCCAGACGCCGGGCGCUCAGCAACUCUCUGAUCCGUGAGCUGCAGGAAGAGUACAGCCAGGCCCCCGAGGAGCUGCGUGAGGGGCACGGUUACCACUCCAUGCACCAGCACCGUGAGCAGGCCCACAGGGUGCAGUACGAGGAGGCGAUGAUGGUGCGGUUGAAUGUCCCGCGGUCGGAGAAGCGGCGUCGCCAGAGCCGUUCCCUGGCCAUGAGCUCGCAGCUCAGCUCCCUCACCCACUUCGGCAGCAUCGCUGCCCUGACUGGAGAGACGGAGUCCGAGCCUGUCAGAAAGAAGCAGAGGGUCACUGCGAGGACCAAGAAGAAGAAACAACGAGGCUUCCGCAGACGCUGACGCCACUGAGACAGGCCGACACCACCCCCGAUCCGGAGGGUCGGAGUGCGGGGGAUAGUGAGGCACCCGGGCUCUGAUCAUCACCCUCUGCGCCCAGAUCUCCCUCACCCACCCCCUUCCCCCUCUCUCUCUCCCCCCCCAGUCUCCACUGGCAGGUGAAAGACGACCUCUGUGUGAUAGGUUUACUGUUUCGGAAUAAAAUCUUCACACACCCUCA
Hypanus sabinus (Atlantic stingray) is the source of this 1357-nucleotide messenger RNA. RefSeq names its product neuroguidin, EIF4E binding protein (gene ngdn). The transcript is spliced from 10 exons. Bases 217 to 1140 code for a protein of 307 amino acids. The record is from RefSeq and is a predicted model, not a curated record. Lineage: Eukaryota; Metazoa; Chordata; Chondrichthyes; Myliobatiformes; Dasyatidae. Gene Ontology annotation, biological process: maturation of SSU-rRNA from tricistronic rRNA transcript (SSU-rRNA, 5.8S rRNA, LSU-rRNA). Gene Ontology annotation, cellular component: nucleolus; small-subunit processome.